Molecule: messenger RNA, 2799 nt
Organism: Corythoichthys intestinalis (scribbled pipefish)
Lineage: Eukaryota; Metazoa; Chordata; Actinopteri; Syngnathiformes; Syngnathidae
Gene: rassf3
Product: Ras association domain family member 3
Exons: 8
Coding region: 248-1474 (408 amino acids)
Biological process (GO): signal transduction
Cellular component (GO): cytoplasm
Source: RefSeq, a predicted model, not a curated record
AAGCGGCAACUUAAAAGUGAAAAUGUCCGCAGCUGCAUGUGAUUGAUGCCGAACUGUAAAAGCGAGUUUCUUAAAUGAAGAGCCUUUUUUUCAAGGGAGUCUCGCUCGAGCUUCUGCCUCCCGCGCGGCCGCCUGUAAAAUGAGAUCCAACCCGUUCUGAGCUGCGCCGACCGCCUCAACCUGCUUACUUCUCGACCAGACCAGGAAGCGCCAUGCAGUCUAGCGGCCGGUCGCCUGCUUCGCGACGAUGAAGGUGAUCCACCUCGGGGGCCGCAAAAAUGCCACCACAGCCGGUGACCUUCUCGCCUCGACAGGAAGGACGCCGAGCGGCUCUCCGGAGGAAAGGCUACCGCUUCCGGGCGCCAGGCCACGGCUGUCUAAGGCCAACAAGGGUGCCAUGGUCAAAGUGGUCCGGUUGCACCUGUCGCCUCAGCCGCCCAGCCUGGAGAGCCUUGAAGCGGCGUGGAGCGGCAGAGCCCCGCCGAGCCCGGAACGGAGGAGCGGCGAGGCGGCGGAGGAAGAGCACCCCGCUCCUCGCAGCCGGAAGAAGGGCUACAAACCCCCCGACGUCAGGACCAUCUUCGGCCCCGAGGAAAAGGACCCCAGGGUGAAUGAGGAGUCCGGAGAGGGCCACUGCUUCGCUGCCGGCGGGGAGAGGACCUGGUGUGACGUGUGCUGCGAAUACAUCUUCCGCGGAGGGCUCACCUGUGCAGGCUGCAAAUACACGUGUCACCCUGCCUGCAGAAGCUACGUGACUCUGGAUUGUCACCCGGCUGCAUCGGCGGCGGCCGUCACUCAGGACCACAUCAACAACAACAUCUCACCUUUAAAAGAUGUGGAGAAGGAGAAGCAGCUGCGCACCGAGUUGAGCCGUGAGGAAAUCAGGCUGAAGAUUGAGCAGUACAACACGUUGACCAGAGACCUGCUCAAAAUGACGCUGGGCGCCAGCGGGGUGUACACGGGCUUCAUCAAGGUCCAGAUGGACCUGAGGAGGCCGGUGACGGUGCGCGGCGGUCGGAGGUCGACCGGCGGGGACGCGGCCGCGGGCGAGGCUUUCUACCUGCCGCGGGGAGUCAGCAACACGCUGCACAUCAGCUCCAACAACACCGUCAGACAGGUGAUCGUGGCCCUGCUCAACAAAUUCACCGUAGCGGACAACCCGGCAAAGUACGCGCUCUACAAAAGAUACCACAGAGAGGAGCAGGUGUACGUGUGUAAACUGGCGGACGGCGAGCAGCCGCUCUUUCUGCGUCUGGUGGCGGGACCGGACGACGACACGCUGGGUUUCGUUCUGCGCGAGCAACAGACCGGAGAAGUCUUGUGGGACGCCUUCUCCGUUCCGGAGUUGCACAACUUUCUGCGUAUUUUGGACAAGGAAGAGAACGAGCAGAAGGAAGCGUUGCUGCGCCGCUACGACGUCUAUCGCCACAGACUGAAGGAGGCGCUGAAGGAGGCGCGUGGAGGAGCUCCAUAAGACUUGAAUAGCUCUCUCUGGAGAGCCAAAAGGGCGUUAUUAUUGAGGUUUUUUUUAAUAGUGCAUUGCGAUGAAGAGGAGAUAAAAGUCCGCGUCUGGACCUUUUGAGACUGUGCCAUGACCUAGUUAAAUUCCUCACUACAGUCUGUACAAUUUUCUUAAUUUAUUUUGAGUUGAGCAGAGGCGGCCAAACAAUCACAAUGCACAAAAGUGGGACGUCAAGAAAGUUGAAUUUGAAUGUGGACGGGAUUCGGGAAGUAGACGACGAGGGACAGGAAACGUAGAAUAGAAACGUUACGCGAUAGAAGAAUGAAAAGCGGCUGAGGUGGGCACUUUGUUGUCGUGCCCGUCUUUGUGCGAGUGUCGCUUAAUCUCACACGAAGGACAGUUUGAACCUAAAAUGCGCUCUUAGCUUUAAAGGCAACCUUGCAUUGGGUUCAUUUUGAAAUUUCCAAAACUUUCUGGGAGGUUCUAGCAAGUGGGGGGGAAAAUGGUUAUGACGUCCACAAUAGUUGCUGCUCUUUGUUGUUGUUGUAGUCCAUCAGCAUCAGCUACUAGCAGCAGCGUUUCUGUUCAAUCAGUGCCCUCUUGUGGACAAAUGCCGCAGCUAAUCAAAUUUGUGAUUAUUUUUGUAUUCUUGUAACCAAAGAUUAUAUGUGGAGUUGCCUGGAGCAAAAACAAAAAGUGGAGGCAGAAUAUAUCGAGUAGAGUUUUAUUUAAAUGAUGUCUAUGAAACACUGGCUUUAAACGGAUGCACAGAACGGUCGGAAGCACAAAUUGGGACCAUUUUAAAUGCGGAAGAGCGAAAAUAUGGAAGCAAUUGUUGAAGAGAAAGAUUGAAUAUGAAGCGUUACGGCCUUUCUGUGCUUGUGCAUUUAAUCGAAGCGUCUCCAUGGAAACGCGUUCCUAUGGUUGGAAGCUGAACUCUUAUUUUUCUUUUCGGGGGGCACUUUAAAUGACUUCAAUUCAGGGAAGACGGGUUGGUGAUCAAUUUUUUUGGUCUUUGUUUUGUUGGUGAUGUUGGCUUUUGUUUAAAUCAAGUCAACAUUCUUCAUAUUUGUUUUUAUUCGAUGGCUGCCGUUUUGUGAGUAUACACUGAAUCAAUUAUUUUGGCCUCACGAUGCGUUACUGUGGCAACGUGUUCAACCAGGCUGUUUUCUGCAUGGUUUUAUCGUUUUCGAACUGGACAUUCUAUUUGUGUCGCUUGAAGCCACUUUUCCAGGAAGAAAACUCUAGCAGUGCCUUCCGAGCGUUUCUUUUCAUCUGCAGAUGGAAAAUGUAUUUUGGUGUUCACUUAUUAAAGUUGUCAUUUCAAAGACAAAAAA